Molecule: messenger RNA, 2442 nt
Organism: Botrytis porri
Lineage: Eukaryota; Fungi; Ascomycota; Leotiomycetes; Helotiales; Sclerotiniaceae
Exons: 10
Coding region: 1-2442 (813 amino acids)
Biological process (GO): transmembrane transport
Cellular component (GO): membrane
Molecular function (GO): ATPase-coupled transmembrane transporter activity; ATP binding; ATP hydrolysis activity
Source: RefSeq, a predicted model, not a curated record
AUGGAUAGUUUCUCAGGGUCAACAGACACCCGUAUUUAUUCCAGCAACUGUCCUGUCGGUAGUUGUCACGAUUGGUCUCGCGGCAUUAUCGACCCUGGAGAACAAUCGAUCUAUACGUCCCUCAUUAGUAAUAUGCACCUAUCUUCUCCUUUCCACGAUAUUGGAUUUAGCUCAGGCAAGAACUCUUUGGUUGCAACAUGGAAACACAGCAUUGUCGACAUUAUUCACAUGAAAUACCCUCCUGAAGCUUUGGCAGAAGUUAUAAAUACGAGUCUUUUCUGGUGGCUUAAUACACUUAUCCAAAAUGGUCACAGGAACUUACUCAGUCUUGGUGAUCUCUUUGACACCGAUGAAGCCUUGUCAUCUUCUUCCCUAGAGACAAAGAUGCAAACUGCAUGGCGAAAUCAAUCGUCCAAUAGAAAAUAUUCCCUCCUCUUCGGUAUUCUCACUCCUUGUGUGCUUCAUCAUGAUAUUGCUACGUUUCCGGAUGGCGAGGAAAAAAUGAUCGGUAGUGAUGGGGCUACUUUGAGUGGUGGACAGAAACAGAGAUUGGCACUGGCACGCGCAUUAUAUUCCAGAAAAGAGUUACUUUUGAUCGAUGAUGUUUUCAGUGGACUAGAUUACAAGACAAGUAAGGCUGUAUUCCGCAAGAUUUUUGGUCCAGAAGGACUAUGCAAGUUGCAUAACAUGACUGUGGUUCUUGCCACACGCGCGGGUAAGGGCAAACUAAAACUCAAUCGAACAUCUGCAAUCUGCCGACAACGUUAUUGUGCCUCUAACCAUGGCACCAUUCUCGAACAGGGAAACUUUCGAAAACUGCGAGGAAAUAAUGAUAGCUAUGUCAAAGACUUGAUAUUGCAUGAAAAUCCAGACGAGAAAUCAGCCGAAGACUCAAUCACAGGAACCACGAACAAACCACAAAUCAAACCAGAAUCAUCCGAACCCAACGACAUAAAUCGUCAAGCUGGCGAUUUCAGUGUCUACUUCUACUUCGGUAAAUCCGUAGGCUGUAUCUAUUUCUGUCUCUUCAUCGGAACCGUACUUUCAUACACAUUAUCUAGCGAAUUCCAAGCUGUUCUCCUAGAACUAUGGUCCAAAUCAGAGAUUCAUCAUUCAAGUAUCUAUACAAAUCUAUACAUGGGUUUGUACGCCAUGCUAUCCAUAUUAGCCUUAUGUGGAAUCGGUGGAUUGCUAUGCGUCACAUUGUUAUUCGCAGGUCCAUAUGCAUCUAUCAAUCUUCACCGCGUACUUUUGCAUACCGUCAUGAACGCGCCGUAUUCCUGGUUUCCCGCAAUUGAUAGCGGGGUCACGCUGAAUAGAUCCAGUCAAGAUAUGAGUUUAAUCGACAUGGAGCUGCUGAUCGGAAUCGUCGACACAUUUGCCGGUUUCUUCAUGGCACUCGCUCAAGCAAUACUUAUCGCCACUGGCGCCAAAUACAUCGAAAACACUCAGCGGACUCGCGACGAUCCGCGCUUUUGGAUGGCAAAUCCAUUCCGCGGAGAAGAAUCGAGGACGUCUAGUUCUCUCCAAAAACCUUACUAUUUACUAUACUGUAUACAGAGAUGGCUGAAUCUGGUUUUGGAUCUCAUCAUUGCUGGUAUUGCUAUUCUUCUCAUCACUUUUGCAACACAGAUGCGCGGGACGACCAGUGCAGGGACUCUCGGUAUCGCUUUACUAGAAACUGCUAUUGGUGCUGUAGCUAGAGUCAAGAGUUUUGAAGCGAAUACUUUUAUCGACGAACCUGCUGUGCGGGGUAACUCAUUUUGUAUCGAGGGUGGCACGAAGCUAGGUAUAGUUGGACGGACUGGAUCUGAGAAAUCAUCUCUCACAUUAGCACUCUUCCGCAUGCUUGAGUUAAAAACAGGAGAUAUCCUCAUCGAUGAUAUCUCCAUAUCUACUCUCCGCCGUGAUUCAGUACGCCGUUCCUUCAUCACCAUUCCCCAAGAACCUUACUUUCUAUCUGGUACUGUCGGCUUUAAUGCCGAUCCAUUUCAUUCUCGAGACACCAAAGCAAUCCAGACUGCGCUUGUUCGUGUUGGACUAUGGGACAUAGUAUGCGAUAACGGAGGUUUAGAAGCACCUAUGAAUGCAACGCCUCUUAGUCAAGGCCAACAGCAACUUUUCUGCAUCGCGAGAGCAUUAAUUAGGAAAAUGGCGUUGGGAAAUAAGGAUCAUGGAAUUCUGGUGCUCGAUGAGGUGACGAGCAAUGUUGAUUCUGCUAGUGAAGAAAUCAUGUUGAGGAUUUUGGAUGAUGAGUUUAAGGGCUGGACAGUACUUGCUGUCGCUCAUAGAUUGGGAACGAUUAGGAGGUACGAUAGAGUUCUGGUUCUUGAUAAGGGGAGUGUGGUGGAGGAUGGAGCGCCGGAGGAUUUGAUCCGAAAAGAGGCAGGGCUAUUUAAGGAACUAUGGGAGAAUGGAUUUGGGAGACAGAGUACAGUGUAG